ACGCGACUAUCCCACCAGUUGCUCGCCAUCCACGUGCGCGCUCUGCUCCUCUGCUCCACGUUCAGACGCCGUGCUGCACCCGCGGGGUUCACGCCCUGCCGUGACUUCAAGCAUUGCCCCCGCUCCCUCUCGUUCGCCCUCGGCUCGCGUUAGGGUUGCGUCGCAGUACCUCCGGCUACUACAGCGCGCCCAGCUGGCUCCACUCCACGCGCAUCAUCUCGUGCCAAACCCCUCCCUUGCGCUCACGCCUCCUCAGGCUGACGCCUCUAAGCGCCGGCCCUCAGCGGCGCCUCGUCGCAUCCCGUCGCUGCACUGCCCUCGUCGCCCUCGUCACCUCCAGCUUCGAGGCGUGUGGAGGAGGGGGCGGCGUUGGACGGCGUGGCAAGGCGGAUGGUGCCGCACCAGCCCCUGCGCGCCAUGCACCCAGCGCCGCCGCACACGAGCGGUGUGGCAAGGCGCAGCAGCAGCAGCGGCGGUGGUGGCAAGGCAGUGAGGGAUGAGACGAGGGCGCUUGCGACCACAGGCGACGCGCGGCCGUCGUCAAUGGCACCGCACCCGCCACACGCAGCCGCAGCAGCUGCCGCUGCUGCGGCGUUGGCUGGGCCAGCCUUGCCCGCAGGAACGAUGGCCGUUCUAGAAAAAGCCCUUAGUGCACGUGCGCCUCACGCUGCUGCUGCUGCCAAUGCCGGUGCUGCGAGGCGGUGGAUGGGUGAGUCGAGUGCACCGCCUGCCGCCUGGGGACGCGAGGGCGUGUGGAUGCAGCAGGUGGCGCAGGGCGAGGGGCGGGUGGCGCCUCAAGUCAUGGUCAGGGGCGCGCUGGUGAAGGUGGGCAGCGCGGGGGGCUUCGCCACGCGCUACCUCUCGCAACCUCCCCACAGCGGCGGGAAAGAUCAGCUGGGGGCGCUGGGAAUACCGGGGGCAAGGGGCUGUGGUGUGGAGGGAGCAGGGAUGGGUGCGAGGUGCGGUGCAGGGCGGGCGAUGCCGUGGGCGGAGGGUGGUGGCCGUGCGCCCAUGCACGAGGGGAGAGCGGCGGAUGCUGCUGCUGCUACUGACCAUACGGGGGCAGCCACCGACGGUGGUGAUGCUGCUGGCCGCACUGGUGGGUGCGGUAGCAUGCCAGGCCACGCGGCAAGAGAGGUGGACAUGGCAGGGCAGGGGCAGUUGAGUGAGCGGCAUGCGGCGGGUGUGGAGAGCAUUCUGGUGCGGCUGCUGAAGAAGCAGCUGCUCUCGCUGGCUGAAGCCAUCGCCACUCAUGAUGAUCUGCGGGCGCGCUUCCUGCUGCAGCACGUGGGGCAGGAGGCGGACCCCCUGGGCUCGCCCAUGCAGCGCGCCGCCUUCCACUUCGUGCGCGCACUCUCCGCGCGGGCCACGGGCACAGGCCACGUGCUGCAGGGGGCGACGAUGGAGCAGGAGCUCAGCGGUGCCCUGCCGUGUGUGCUGGGCGCGCCGGCCCUGCGCGACUUCCUCUGCUGUGCUGCCACCCACGCCCUGCACCAUGCGCUCCUGCCCGCCCUCUCACGCCACCACUCCAACACACAAGCUGCUGCUGGGGACCAUGCUGCUGAAGCUUGUGCUGCUGACGCUGCUGCUGGUGACAAUGUGGUGGUGGGAGUGGCAAGGAGGGGAGGGCAGUGCAGCAUGGAGAGAGACGGCACGGUGGGGCGAGUGGUGUUGCAGGGGGAGCAGGAGUGGCAGGGGAGCACCACAGAGGACAACGACGAGGGGAGGGCGAGGAGUGUAGGAGAGAGUGAGGUAGGGGAGGGCGCAGAGAGGGAGGGGAGCAGUCUUAGGGACGAUGGCACACGCGCAGCACUUGGUGAUCCGGUUGCUGCUGCGGCUGGUGCGGGCGAGGCUGCAGGAGACGGCGGUGCGGGGAUGAGUGGGAGCACAGGGCGCUUUCCGCUCCCUCCGCCGCCUGAGCUGGUAAAGCAAGUGCAAGCAGCAGCGCGCGCCCUGGGGCUGCGCGUGGCGGUGCGCGUGGUGCGCGUGGGCGUGCAGGGGGUGACAAGGGCGGCGCUGGGCGUGCGUGAGGGCGAGGUGGUGCUGGUGCGUGCGGCGCUGCUGCUGCAGCAGCUGUGCGACGCAUCCGUCAUCCGAGCCAACCCGCGGGACUCGCUGCUGCAGGCCAUCCACGCCCUGCGCCCGCUGCUCGUGGUGGUGACGGAGCAGGAGGCGGGCCUCAACUCGCCCUUCUUCCUCACGCGCUUUCAAGCCGCGCUGGACCACUACUCCGCGUGGUUUGACUGCCUGGCCGCGCCCUGCUGCCCGCUGUCUGACGCACAGCGCAGCGCAGUGGAGGCGCGCGUGCUUGGGGCAGAUAUCGCCAACAUCGUGGCAUGCGAGGGCAUCAACCGCCUCACGCGCCCCGAGCCAGCGCACGCCUGGCACGCGCGCGCCACGCGCCUGGGCUUUGAGGUGGUGGCCAUGGGGGAGGAGGCGGUGGAAGGCGCUGCAGCGGCCAUGGGGGCAAGCCGUGAGGGGUUGAGGGUGGAGGUGAGGCAUGGCGUGGCUGUGCUGGAGUGGAAGGGGUGCCCCCUGCUGACGUCGUUCAUGCUGCAGCCCAGUGCAGGCACCACCACGGAUUCUGUUUGAUCUCCCAGAACUACCUCUUGUAACGUACGAUGAGAGAAUCCGUCCAAGGCAUUGUGUUGUGGACAGUCCAACUAAGCAAGCCUUGUAGCCAGCUAAUGCACGUACUG
Molecule: messenger RNA, 2699 nt
Organism: Closterium sp. NIES-67
Lineage: Eukaryota; Viridiplantae; Streptophyta; Zygnematophyceae; Desmidiales; Closteriaceae
Source: the annotation of a GenBank genome assembly